Molecule: messenger RNA, 2249 nt
Organism: Anneissia japonica
Lineage: Eukaryota; Metazoa; Echinodermata; Crinoidea; Comatulida; Comatulidae
Exons: 3
Coding region: 226-909 (227 amino acids)
Biological process (GO): detection of calcium ion; potassium ion transport
Cellular component (GO): membrane; voltage-gated potassium channel complex
Molecular function (GO): calcium-activated potassium channel activity; potassium channel regulator activity
Source: RefSeq, a predicted model, not a curated record
GAUUAUUCUGGCGUGCUAGGACUCGACAUCGAAUCCAGUGACGAUAUAGCCACGUGACGAAACCAUAUCGAGGUUUUGACAAGGAAAGCUAAGAGAAGCAAGAAGGGAAACGCAGAAAUAGAUAACAAGCCUAGCUAGUUACACGUUAGAAGUCGGUUGUUGAGCAAGUUUGUACACUUUUGUUAUCAAUCAAGGAUCAGCCCCAGAAGGCACAGUACGUACAGAAUGGGUUCUCAAGUAAUCGUAGUGCACCAGUCCCGCCCAUCCUCCUGCCGAAAGGUGUGUUGUCUUGUUACAUCCAUGCUCACCUUCACUGUCGCCAUUGCAAUCCUCAUUUUCGGAAGUGUGGCAGUAGUCGGCCCAUACAGUCACGAAUCGAAGUACGAAACAACAGAGUGCAACAGCACUUCAGUGACCUGGGGAAACAAGUACAGCAAGUGCAACUGUCACACUGAGUAUGAUGAUAAAGAGUUAUGUACUGAAGGGACCUUCCCAUGCCUCAAUAUACAGGUUGUUUACAAGGAUAAGUAUGGAGUACAGCAUUCAUCCAAGCUUUAUCAAUCAUACAGUAGCAUGGACAGUGACUCCCAGUGCUCCUACCCAGCAUGCAAUGCCUAUAAUCGCAAUGAAAUUGACAUACCAGGAGCACCAAUAUUUAUUCAGAAGAACCAGGCAGUCCAGGAUUAUGCCAGUCAACAUGCCCAAGGAAAAGUGUAUCCUUGUUACUACAUUUUAUCGAAAUUUGAUAACGUCGUGGGAGAGAAGAACUACACCACACUUGACGCCUUUCACGUCAUCUUCUGGCCAUUGCUGGUGAUGAUCAUAACUAUUGUCCUAACUGUUGUCGUUCUGAGGAUGUGUAAGAAACAAGACCAGGGGUCUGGUGUUGAGUUCAAUCGUUUCUACUAGAUUUAAUCGAUCUUUCAUUUUCAUUCAGGUGACCAGGUUUUAGAAAUACACAAACUAAUAUUACGUAUACUACAGGUACAUCAGAGUACUAACAACAUGGCCGAAAUGAAAUUUUAGCAAAUAAUAUCAUAGAAUACUGUUUAUGGGUCCAAUCUGGAGAGGUAAUUUAACAGGCCGCAAAGAAGCAAUGGUUGUACUCUGUUACUUUUAGCAUAUUAUUUAUAAAGUUGUAAUGAAAUAUUUGUAUAUCUGCUGCAUGUUGGUUUGCUGUACAGUAAGUUACACAAGCUGGUUUAGAAAAUUUAAUAUUGAUGUCUUGAUGCUUAAUAUUCAUAUACUGUAGGUUUCACGUUAUUGAUUGUAAAAGGAAUCCUUGAAAAUACUACUGUGAUUGUUCAGAUUGAAUGUCAGUAAUACAGAACCAAAUGUUAUUGGACCUACACAAAGUAGACAAUCAAGAAAUGGUAAUUGAUAAAGGAAUGUUGAACAGUUGAGAAUUUAAUCAUUUGACAUAUUGACAUGAAUUCUGGAUUAGUGUAACCAUAGAGAAAAUUUUCUCUAUGGUGUAACUGGUUGGGAAAUGCUAAUAGAACUUAAUGUAAUCCUUCAACACUGAAAAUAGAUUGUUUUCUGAAUGAAUGUCUGCACUACUAUAUAUUAUAUUACAUUACAUGGGUGAUUGAUAUUUUGUCAUAAUCUAUAAUCAUAGCUAUUUACGUUGCGCAGAAUAGAAUAAAUACUGUAGUUGUAAUAGAAUCACAUUCGCUGUGUGUGUAUGUCUGUAUGUUUGAAACACCUUUGUCUAGUGUUUAAAAGGCUCAGACUGUGGAACCUGCAAAAUUUUAUAGCGUGGACGAAGUGGCUGAUAUUGUCAGUUAUAAUCAGUUCAUAACUAUUCAAAAUAUUCUUGUUUCUGCACAGAAUACAAUAAUUGUUUAAAUAAAUCAUGGUCUAUAUAUACAGUAAGAGUGUUCAGCAGCUUUGUUGUGUAUAACAGGCUUAGAUUAUAAAAAAUGCCAAGUUAUUUAAUUACAUAUUUAAAUUUAUUAAUAUAUUUCCACUUAAUUUAUAUGUGUCAAAAAAAAUAACUUAAUGAAAUAAUUACUGUAUAAAAUGAUACUGGUAUACAAGUUGGUGGAUGGAUUGUGAUAGAUUGAUUUCAUCGUACAGUAAUGGCCACAGUUGUGUACAAAUAUUUAUAUAUAACAUUAAAGUAUUAAACCCUGAUUAACAUUAGGCCUUAGAGGUAACAUCAUAUAAUUAUAACUUCUGUAAAGUACAAUCACCUUUUUGUUUUGUGUGUGGUUUUGACUCAAAUAAAACAAAUAUAAUGCAGUAAA